CUGUUCUGGCUGCAGCUGUCUUUACAGCCGCGCGAUGCGCGGCUGUUUCCAACGGCCAGGGUCCGGCCAGGUACGCCUUUGCCUAUCCCGGAGCCUAUCCCGGCCUGUUCGGCCCACCGGGAGCCGUGCUGACGCCUUCCGCGUACGACUACCCGGGAUUUGGCUAUGGAGCUUCCAAAGAUUCCAAAGAUUCCAAAGAUUCCAAAUCCAAGGAGUCCAAGGAGCCAGCUGAAAGCUCGAAAGUGAAGGUGAAGACGGAGAAAGCUGCGAAAACCAAAGGAGACAAGGGAGAUAAGGCAAAGGCCAAAGUCUCCAAAGAUAAGCUGAAAAGCAAAGCUGAAAAGAAACCAAAGGCUGAAAAGGCCGAGAAGCUUCCAAAGGCUCAAGGGCCGCGAGAUACCUUGGACUGGCCGAAAGGAGUUGCGGUGUCCGGCUGCAAAGAUAAGACGGUGAAGAAGAUCGUGCGUGGCGACUUCAAGUUUGCCGGAGAAAAUCAUGGCAGGCCAUACUACAAGCGGGAUGAGAAGUACAACGAUCUCGAUGUGAUGCUGUACUAUUGGGACGACAGAGAUGGCUCUGACUUUUCAGGUUGGUGGUUUGGCCCCAAGGUUGGUGGCGACCAGGUUUGGGCCUACCAGCCCGGCAGAGACACCACACCGCCCGAGUCAGGGUGGAAGGUGCCCUAUGAUGGGCCUGUGGAUGAAAGCUUCAAGGUCACUCGCAAGAAAGAAAAGAAAGAAAAGAAAGACAAAGAGACGGUGAUGCCUUAUCCCGGGAUGUACUACGGCAUGCAGGGCAUGCAGACCGCAUUCAUGGACCCGCAUGCUGCGGAACGCCAGAUGCAGGAAUAUGCCCGGCUGCAGCAGGAAGGAGCAAAAAGAAGGCUGGAAGAGGAAUUCCACCGGCAGAAACGAGAAGAAGCUUUGAGGCGUGAAGCCGAAAGAAAACGCAAGGAAGAAGCUAGAAAGAAACAGGAAGAGAUCAGGAAAAAGAGGGAGGAGGAGCAGAAGAAGCAGAAGGAGCUGGCAGAGCAGCGAAUCAAGGAAGGAAAAGCCGUCUUCCUCCUACGGAAGGCCAUUCAGAAGUUGAACGCUGCCACCCCAGAGAGCAUGGAGACCGUCCAAAAAGAGCUGGAGGAAACCAUGAAGCUGCACUUGGAGGAAGCUGGCAGCCAGAAGGAUUACAUGAAAGGCGAGGCGGACAAAUACUUGGAACAGACCAAGAAGAGGAUUGAACUCCUCAACGAGGCGAAAAGGAAAGCGCAGGAAAAGAAGGAAGCGGAUGAGAAGCGCCGCCAAGAGCUGGAAUCCCGAGCCAAGAAGCUUCUAGCAGAGCUCAGCGGUCUGCUAGAUAUGGCUGAGAAGGGGGUCGAACAGCUCAGAGAGACUGCGACGCCACUGGAGACCAGCGAUGAACAAAGCUUGCCCGAGGUGGAAGCCUGUGCAGAAGCCGUGGAAGCAGCUGGAGCCAGUUGUAAGACGCUGAUCAAGACCUGCAUGGAUUUUUUGGUGAGCCACGGCCCUGAGAUGAAGGAGCCGCCGGGACCCGUAGGCGUGGCGGUGUUGGGCCCUUCUGAGCUAAAGCAGCUUAUGGCGAGAUGUCUAACCAGGAUCAACGAGUGCACUAAGCUCAGCGAUGGGGUUCUCUUCGCGGUGCGCGCCGUGAAAGAUGCCGUGGCACGGCGGGUGGAGGCCACCAAGAAGACCACGGAACUGGAGGAGCUCUUUUCCAAAUACGAUGUAGAUCGAGAUCAGUUGCUGUCAGAGAAGGAGGUCCUGUCCUUUGCGAAGGAUUUGGGCGUGGACAUAUCUCCAGAGGUCAUGAAGCAGAUCUGGAAAUCCACCGUGGACGAUGGACAAAGGGGUGUGACCUUCGCCAGGUUCCCAUUACUGAAGACCAAAUUGGGUGCAGAGAAGGAGCUGCGAAGAGACCGGUAUCGAAAGGUGCUGCGAGAAGCUCGGGACAAGGUCCGAGCCAAUCUGCGAGCGCAACUGGAUACCAAGGUGGGUCUGCUGGGCCACGAGAUCAGAAAGGCAGACGAGGCGGUGCGAAACGUGGAGCGGUCGCUGCCGCCUUUGGCAGAGCAGGACCGAAGUGCAAUGACAGACGCUGAGCUGAUCUCCAAAAGUAGUAGCUGCAGAUCGAUGGUGGAGGAUGCCAGAUUGGUGGCAUCGUCUGUCCUGAAAAAGAUCGAUGAGCUUCCCAAUGGCUUUGCUGAGAAAGACCAGGAAGAUGUCAAGGACUUGCUGGUCCCUGAUUUUCGGGUCUUGGCAAAGCAGAUGGGCCGGCUGGAACUGCGACUGCAGCGAGUGGAAAACUUGUGUCACCGCUUCAAGAGCGAGGUGGAAAAACGUGAGAAGUCCGAGCUUUUUGGAGCACGGCUGUUUGCUGUGAAGGUGUCACGUCUUUACGCUGCACGUCGUGGUCGAAGCAUCCGUCAACUGUUUAGAGAGAUGGAUGCCAAUGGCGAUGGGGAAAUGGACUCUCAGGAGUUCUCCCUCUUUUUCUUGUCAGUGGACCGGGAGAUCCUGGAGGAGGCUUCUGCCAAGGAGCAGCUGCCCGGCGAAGAAGCGGAGAGCUCCGCCGUGGCGGCCACGGCGGCCACGGCCAAGGCCAAGGCGCGACCGAGGUCGGUCAUGACAGCUGUGGAUUUCACAGAAGAUCUGCUUUCUCGUCUCUUCAAGUCGGUCGCAGAAUCUGGAAAGCUCUCAGAGGAUGUCUUCUGUCAGAUGAUGCGGUCCUACUGCAAGGUUGUGAAGGACACGGUCAUGACGAAGGAGUCGAAGGUGUCUGGCGACAACGCAGUGAGGCAGCUUAAGACGGAUGAGGUGAUCGAAGUUCUUGAGGGCCCGAUGGAGGAGGAGGAGAUGAAGGUGCCCCGCAUCAAAGCAAGAUGUCUUGCGGAUGAUGCGCAAGGGUGGCUGACUGUCAGAGGCAAUGAUGGAAUAGCUCACCUUCAGGACUGGCACGCCUUGUUCCGCAUCAUCCGUGAUGUGCCUCUGACGGCCAACUUCGAGCGUCCUGCCGACAAGGUCUUGGAAGGCCUCGAGGAGCCCGUGGUGCCCGUGGCGCCCAAGGCUGAGCCCACCGCGAACAGCGCCACGGGCGAGGCCGUGGAGGGCGUGGAGGCUGUGGAGGGUGUGGCCGUGGAGGGUGUGGACGUCAUGGGAAGCACCGAUGGCGAUGGUGGCGAUGGUGGCGAUGGCGAUGCCACGGAGGGAGAUGGAGAUGAUCUGUUUGAUCCAGAGAGUCCUGAGGGACCUGGGGACUUCGAACCGCAGAGUGAGAUGGCCCACUACCAACUUCUGCAGCAUGUGGAUUCUCCAGAACAUGAAGACCCUGAUGAGGGCUUCAGGCGCUUGAGAGCAGGAGAACUUGUGGAAGUUCUGGAGUGGCCUGCGAAUCACAUGGAGUCUGGCUUAACCCGAAUGAAAGUCGUAGCCCUCACAGACAAAGCCAGUGGAUGGAUCACUCAAACCAAUGCCGAUGGAGUGCAUUUCGCAGAGCCGCACGAACGCUGA
Molecule: messenger RNA, 3521 nt
Organism: Cladocopium goreaui
Lineage: Eukaryota; Dinophyceae; Suessiales; Symbiodiniaceae
Source: the annotation of a GenBank genome assembly